GAAGCGUAAAAAAGACAUUGACUAUGCAUCACUGAGCUACCAGCAGUCUGACUUUCAGUCUAGGGCUAGGCUACAAAACCGCAUUCUUAUGCGCAAAAACAUGCGCAGCUGUGAGCGCAAAAUAAAUAGUUCCGCACACAGACCCAGAGAAAAAAAGUUCUCAUGUUGGGCUGGACAGAACACCACCCCGAGUACCUAGCUAACGUUACGAGGAUUGGGAGCACGCCAAAGACAGCUAACGUUAACUGGGCUUCAUCAAAUCUGGAGGUCCUUUUAAUAACCCAAUAAGAUUUGCUAGCCAAGUGGCGAGAGAAAUUGCAACUUAUAAUGGCCUCGGAAGAGCUUUAUGAGCCUGCCUCAGCUUCACCACUGUCUGCCUCACCACUGGUUGAGAGAAUUGUGGACAAACGGAAGAACAAGAAGGGAAAGAUUGAGUACCUGGUGCGCUGGAGGGGCUAUGGCUACGAGGGGGACACCUGGGAGCCCGAGACACACCUCUCUGCCUGUGUGGAGUUCAUCCACGAUUUUAAUCGGCAACACGGCGAAAGACAGAGAGACAGUACUUUACUGCGCUCCACUCGAAGUACUCCCAGCACCACCCACAGCCACAGUUCGAGAAACAACGCCCGCAAACAGAUCUGCAGGCCUCAGCCACCCAGUGGAGCAGGAAGCCAUGCUCUAGUAAAACACGGGAAUGACUCUUCGCCCACCACAGCAGCUACGGCCAUCUCAAAACAGUUGCCACCACUUGACGCUGGCGUGGCACACACUAGAACGAACAUGCAGCUUAACUUGAGCCAAAAGUACAGUGUUUCGGCCACCGGUGACAUUUGUAGACCUGGCUUCACAAGCGGGCCUGCGGCUUCUCCGGUGGGCACGGUGCGUCGGAGCAUGGACCUGGCGAAGUCCGGGAUCAAAAUCCUGGUACCCAAAAGCCCCAUGAGCAGCCGGGCGGACUCUGAGUCUUCGCCUAGCGAGGCGGCCCACUGUCUGGAGCAAGGUGGUCAGGAGCAGGACUCUGUGCCCCCAGAGGUGGCCCUUUUGGAAAAGCCUCCAGGGUUGUUGCUGGGGCCUGGGGAAGAAAGAGCGCGCAUGGGGACCCGGCCCAGGACUCAAAGCCCAUUAAUUCCUCAGCAAGUCCCCAUAACACCCGCAUCCAUACGCACACUCAAUGGGAAAGGUACAUCAACACUCAUGGAGGCUCUGGCGGCCAAUGGGACAGGUAGCCUGCAGAGUGCAGUGGCAGGAGUCACUGCAGUCUCCGGGGUGGCGGGGAAACGGCGCUUCGAGGAGCAGCGCUCGGUCUUCGACAAGCGCCUUCGGUUCAGCGUCCGGCAGACUGAGAGUGCCUACCGCUACAGGGACCUCGUCGUCAAGAAGCAGGAUGGCUUCACCCACAUCCUGCUCUCCACCAAGUCCUCGGAGAACAACUCACUUAACCCCGAUGUGAUGAAGGAGAUGCAGAGUGCCAUGGCCACGGCGGCGGCAGACGACAGCAAGCUGGUCCUGCUGAGCGCCGUGGGUAGCAUCUUCUGCUUCGGCCUGGACUUCAUCUACUUCAUUAGACGGCUCACCGACGACCGCAAGAAAGAGAGCAUCAAGAUGGCUGAGACCAUUAGGACAUUUGUGAACACGUUCAUCCAAUUCAAGAAGCCCAUCAUCGUAGCCGUGAAUGGACCGGCGGUGGGCCUCGGAGCCUCUAUCCUCCCGCUGUGUGACGUUGUCUGGGCCAACGAGAAAUCCUGGUUUCAGACGCCCUAUACCACCUACGGACAGACACCCGACGCUUGCGCCUCCCUCACCUUCCCUCGCAUCAUGGGCGUGGCCUCGGCCAAUGAGAUGUUGCUGAGUGGGCGGAAGCUGACAGCCCAGGAGGCCUGCGCUAAAGGCCUCGUGUCCCAGGUGCUGUGGCCCGGGACUUUCACUCAGGAGGUGAUGGUUCGCAUUAGGGAGCUAGUCACUUGUAAUUCAGUUGUACUGCGGGAGUCCAAAGCACUGGUGCGAAACGCAAACCGGGCCGCCCUGGAGCAGGCCAAUGAACGCGAGUGCGAGGCGCUGAAGAGAGUGUGGGGCUCUUCGCAGGGGGUGGACUCCAUCCUCAAAUACCUGCAGAAGAAGAUUGAUGAGUUUUAAGGAAAGCACGUAUUUCCCCCCCCCGUUACCAGGUUCCCAAGGAACCGGGAAAACAUGGCACUGGCAGUGCAUGGCGUUCAAUCUGCAGCCUCUCAAUAUCCCUCUUGCAUGUAUGAGAGUACAGUGCAUUCGGAAAGUCUUCAGACCCCUUGACCUUUUCCACGUUUUGUUACGUUACAGCCUUAUUCUAAAAUAUAUCGAUUUAAAAAAAAUCCUCAAUCUACAAACAAUACCCCAUAAUGACAAAGCAAAAACUAGUUUAGAAACUUUUGCACAUUUAUUACAAAUAAACUGAAAUAUUCCAUUUACAUAAGUAUUCAGACCCUUUACUCAGUACUUUGUUGAAGCAUGUUUGGCACCGAUUACAGCCUUGAGUCUUCUCUGGAGCAAGUUUUCAUUGAGGAUCUCUGUACUUUGCUCUGUUCAUAUUUCCCUCGAUCCUGACUGAUCUCCCAGUCCCUGCCGUGGAAAAACAUCCCCACAGCAUGAUGCUGCCACCACCAUGCUUCACCAUAGGGAUGGUGCCAGGUUUCCUCCACAUGUGAUGCUUGGAAUUCAGGCCAAAGAGUUCUAUUGUUUCUCAUGGUCUGAGAGUCUAGGUGCCUUUUAGCAUACUCCAAGCAGGUUGUCAUGUGCCUUUUUACUGAGGAGUGGCUUCUGUCUGGCCACUCUACCAUAAAGGCCUGAUUGUUGUACUGCAGAGAUGGCUGUCCUUCUGGAAAAUUCUCCCAGCUUCAUAGUGCAACUGUGGAGCUCUGUCAGUGACCAUUGUGUUGUUGGUCACCUCCCUGACCAAGGCCCUUCUUUCCCGAUUGCUCAGGUUGGCCUGGCGGCCAGCUCUAGGAAGAGUAUUGGUGGUUCCAAACUUCUUCCAUUUAAGAAUGAUGGCGGCCACUGUGUUCUUGGACCUUCAAUGGGCUCCCGAGUGGUGCAGCGGUCUAAGGCACUGCUUCUCCGAGCUAGAGGUGUCACUACAGACCCUGGUUCGAUUCCAGGCUGUAUCACAACCGGCUGUGAUUGCGAGUCCCAUAGGGCAGCGUCGUCCAGGUUUGGCUGGGGUAGGCAGUCAUUGUAAAUAAGAAUUUAUUCUUAACUGACUUGCCUAGUUAAAUUAAAAAUGCUGCAGAAAUGUUUUGGACCCUUCCCCAGAUCUGUGCCUAGACACAAUCCUGUCUCUGAGCUCUACGGACAAUUCCUUUGACCUCAUGGCUUGGCUUUUGCUCUGACAUGCACUGUCAACUGUAGGACCUUUAUGUAGACAGGUGUGCCUUGUCCAAUCGAGUGAACUUACAACCGGUGGACUCCAAUUAAGUUGUAGAAACAUCUCAAGGAUUAUCAAUGGAAACAGGAUGCACCUGAGCUCAAUUUUGAGUCUCAUAGUAAUGGGUCUGAAUACUUAUGUAAAUAUCGGAUUUUGAAUAAAUUUACAAACAUUUCUAAAAACCUGUUUUUGCUUCGUCAUUAUGGGGUAUUGUGUGUAGAUUGCCGAGGAAAACAUUUUAUUUAAUCAGUUUUUAGAAUAAGGCUGUAAAAAAUGUGGAAAGUCAAGGGGUCUGAAUACUUUCAGAAGGAACUGUAUGUAAUGAAUUGUAUGUUUGAGUGCACACAUUGAAGGGGGCCAGCUAAAAAUAACAUUUGUAGACGUUCCUGCUAGACCUUUAAAUCCCGCCUUCCUAGCAUCCUGAUAACCUUGUGUUGACCCUUUACCCAAUAAGCCUGACUUCUGAAAUACAAUUUCCUAUGCUACAUUACAGGUUCAACUAAAUUGAAGGGAAGACAUUGAUGAAUACACAAUGUGUCUUACAUAGCAGGGUGUCUGUCCUACUCAGCUUGGGAUUGAUUUGGGUUGGAUGUUGUUGUAUCAACAUGGAUCAGCAUUUAUUUAUGACGUAACGAAAGAGCAAAUGUAAACAUUCAACGAAAACCCAAGCGACUUCCCUUGUGGCGCUUUGCACUAAGAUGUGAUGCUCUGAAUUCUUAAGCUGUGUUGGAACUAACUCUUGGGAAAACAGUGCAGCCCAGUGGAUUGGUGGCUUAUUGGAUUCUCUACAUUCACUUUUUCCUUUAGACUCCUGUAAGACUUUCCAUACAAAACAGGACUUAUUGCUAUUAAGUUGAAUAGCGCCUAGGAUUCAAUCAAAGGCCCGUUGUUGAAAAGCGUAGAGCACUUCACUUUUGAAGGUCAUUUAGGCUUCAGUUGCGAUCCGUAGCCUCCACCAUGAAUGCGAUCUUCAAACGUCAGGGAAAGUUGACUUUUAAAAGACUUUGUCAACAGUGUAGUGCCUUAACAACGUGCCUUUAAUUGAAUCCGGUCCAAAGUCUGUCUCAGACGAACUUUUAAAAAGCUCUGACUGUGUAUUUAGGUUUGUCUAACUGAUAUAGUCUCUGUAGAUAUUUCACCCAGGUAGUCUUUUUAUUUGUUAUCUUAUUUGGCUUUGGGGACGGUAUGUGCUACCAAACAGUUUCUAUGGUAAAUUAUUUUUGUUUUAAGUUAAGACUUAUUAGAAUAUUAUAAUUAAAUUAAAUAUUCUGCAACUUCUGAAUUAUUCCUUCCAUGAAACAUGCCCGCAAGGGAGAGACAAUUACAAGAUUCUAAUGCAAUAUUUUUAUGCAGUUGUGAUGAGGCCAGGGUACACAUUAAGGCUCUAGCUAAGCUCCAAAGCAGUGCCUUAUCCUUUACUACUUUUUCCAUGACUUCACAAAUUGUGGGUUCUGAUCUGACGCGAUUAUCAGUGAGAAUAGCCUGUAAUGUUAUUGCGGUGAAAUCGGGCCAAUGCAGUGUGAUGUGAUAGUUAAUGAAAACUAUCCAAAAAAGGCACACAUGCCAAGACAUGUUUAAUGAAUACAUCAGGGAAAACAUGUCAUUUUUUCUCAGUACCAUGAAUAUAGUACCAUAAAUACAUCAGGCACAUGCUUACCCUGAUGUAUUUGUUAAACAUGUCUUGGCGUGUGUGCCUUUUGGGUAGUUAAUGUUCAUGGUACUGAUUUUAAAAUGGUGGAAAAUGUCAUUAUUUAUAUUGUCUGACAGUAUAUGAAGUAUUUAAAUAUUUAAAGUGAAGCUGGUUUGGACAAAGUAGUUUGUUUUUGAGUCAUUGCUCAUGGUUUGUAUCGCUGUUAUUUUUUUGGAAAUGUGAAGUAUCUUCUUGGGUCAGUCUACUCAUCACUUUCGGCUCUAGUCUAUUACAACGCUGUUUUGGCCUUCAUACAUACUGUGCACUCCGAAAGUAUUUAGACCUUGACUUUUUCCACAUUUGUUACAUUACAGCCUUAUUCUAAAAUGUAUUAAAUAGUCCCCCCCCCCCAAUCUACACACUACCCCAUAAUGAAAAAGCAAAAACAGGUUUAGAAUUUCUUAGUUUAUUACAAAUAAAAAUUAUUCACAUUUACAUAAGUAUUCAGACUUAGUACAUUUGUUGAACCACCUUUGGCAGCGUUUACAGCCUUGAGUCUUAUUGGGUCUGACACUACAAGCUUGGCACACCUGUAUUUGGGGAGUUUCUCCCAUUCUUCUCUGCAGAUCCUCAUGCUCUGUCAGGUUGGAUGGGGAGUGUCGAUGCACAGCCAUUUUUAGGUCUCUCUAGAGAUGUUCGAUCGGGUUCAAGUCCGGCCCACUCAAGGACAUUGAGACUUGUCCUGAAGCCACUCCUGCGUUGUCUUGGCUGCGUGCUUAAGGUGUUUGUCCUGUUGGAAGGUGAACCUGCUGAGCAAUCAGGGGAGAAGGGCCUUGGUCAGGGAGGUGAUCAAGAGCCUGAUGGUCACUGACAGAGCUCCAGAGUUCCUCUGUGGAGACGGGAGGAUCUUCCAGAAGGACAACCAUCUCAGCAGCACUCCACCAAUCAGGCCCGACGGAAGCCACUCCUCAGUAAAAGGCACGACAGCCCACUUGGUGUUUGCAAAAAGGCACCUAAAGGACUCUGAUCAUGAUAAAUAUCAGAUUCUCUGGUCUGAUGAAACCAAGAUUGAACACUUUGGCCUGAAUGCAAAGCGUCACAUCUGGAGGAAACCUGGCAGCUCUAGGAAGAGUCUUGGUGGUUCCAAACGUCUUCCAUUUAAGAAUGAUCGAGGCCACUGUGUUCUUGUGGACCUUCAAUGCUGCAGACAUUUUUUGGUACCCUUCCACAGAUCUGUGACUCGACACAAUCCUGUCUCUGGCCUCUACGUACCAUUCCUUUGACCUCAUGGCUUGGUUUUUGCUCUGACAUGCACUGUCAACUGUGGGACCUUAUAUAGACAUGUUUGUGCCUUUCCAAAUCAUGUCUAAUCAAUUGGAUUUACCACAGGUGGACUCCAAUCAAGUUGUAGAAACUUCUCAAGGAUGAUCAAUGGAAACAGGAUACACCUGUGCUCAAUUUCAAGUCUCGUAGCAAAGGGUCUGAAUAUUUGUCCUUUUCUCCUUUUAAUACAUUUGCAAACAUUUCUAAAAACCAAUUUUUGCUUUGUCUCAUUAUGGGGUAUUGUGUAUAGAUUGAGGAAACUGUAUAUCAUAAAUUUGAGAAAAAGACUAAAGUAACAAUGUGGAAAAAGUCAAGGGGUCUGAAUACUUUCCGAAGGCACUGUAGAGGUAUCAAAUUGUUAACACCACUGCACAUUUAAUUCACGUUACAGAUUAAGGGCUGGAUAACAUUUUAAAGAGACUUGUUUUUUGCAUUUUUGUCUUUGACCUAUACCCUCUCCAGGAAAUAGAUGCAAUCUGCCCCCAAAUAUUGUGCCUGAUAAGCAUGUCAUAUCUCCUUGUUUUAUUUAACAUUUGUAUCACUGAAGGCUGAUUUAUAAAUAUUAGCAGUCAUUUAACACUUGGACCAGAGUAGCUUAGUUACUGUAAUGUAUACAUAAGAUCACCCAUACUGCACCUCCUCAACCCAAUGUUUCAAGCAUUUUUCUUGUAGACAAAAAGUGCAAGAGAUUAUAUAAAUGUGUCUCAUGUUAACACAGCAUGAUGCCAAGAGGCUUGUCUAGUCACACAGAAUUCACUCAUUUCUGUUGAAAGAUUCCAAGAAGCAUUGUUGAAAUUGACCCUAUUUUGGUACAGCAGCAAAAUAUUUUACUAAGUCUGAAUUGUAUAACCCUCACCCUUCCAAUUUUUCAGUCUGAAGAACUACAGUAUGUACUGUGUGAACUGCCUUUAGACUGAAAUCCUGGUACAGUAUUUUUGCAUACAGUACAUGGGACCUAUUUUGUUGUACAGUAAGUAUAAUAUUUACCAUCUAAAGUUUUUUCAAAUGUGUUUUUAUAUAGAUGCUGAAAUCUAUACUCGCUAUGAAAAUAAACUGUUAGAACUUGUUAA
Molecule: messenger RNA, 7417 nt
Organism: Salvelinus fontinalis (brook trout)
Lineage: Eukaryota; Metazoa; Chordata; Actinopteri; Salmoniformes; Salmonidae
Product: chromodomain Y-like protein
Exons: 8
Coding region: 328-2133 (601 amino acids)
Cellular component (GO): nucleus
Molecular function (GO): transcription corepressor activity
Source: RefSeq, a predicted model, not a curated record